Pelobates fuscus (common spadefoot toad) is the source of this 658-nucleotide messenger RNA. RefSeq names its product translocase of outer mitochondrial membrane 5 (gene TOMM5). Lineage: Eukaryota; Metazoa; Chordata; Amphibia; Anura; Pelobatidae. Gene Ontology annotation, cellular component: mitochondrial outer membrane translocase complex. The transcript is spliced from 2 exons. Bases 44 to 199 code for a protein of 51 amino acids. The record is from RefSeq and is a predicted model, not a curated record.
CCUGAGUCCCCGGCCGGUUACUGCAGCCCGCUCUACAGCCGCAAUGUUCCGACUGGAGGGACUGGGUCCCAAAGCUGACCCGGAGGAGCUGAGAAAGAAGAUGAGGCAGGACGUGCUGGUCUCGGUGCGGAAUUUCCUGAUUUAUGUGGCCGUGCUGAGAAUCACUCCGUUUGUCUUAAAGAAACUUGACAGUAUAUGAGAAGAUGGAGCUAUUUCACGGGGAAUGCUAUCUACACCCUUUAACAACAUGAAAAUGGGAGCAUUGAUUUUUUUUGAAGCAAGUGUCUGAGCAGCAACAGCAAAGAAAAUACAAAACAGAAGAACUGGGUUCUGAUACUAUGUUCUAAAAUGAAGACUUAUAGUUACACAAAGACUUGUUUAGCAUAUUGCAUAAUGUUUUGUGGAUUUUUUUUUUCCUUUAAUUUCAGUACCAUUUUUUACUUGUGAUUUAUUUUGUUUUGUUUAAUAUACCGAUAACAUCACAAAUCUUUUGUUUUAUAAAGCUACCUCUAAUUUCUGACAUUGCUACCACGAUGGUAUGUUGAAAUAAGAAGAGAUUGUUUAACUUGAUUUAAAAAAAAAAAAAAACAUGGUUCACCAGCUUUGGUCUCAUUUUAUCAUGUAGAUGGUGUUUAAAUGAUCCCUUUUAUGUUUUUGA